CGAGUCUUGUGACAGUACAGCGCGAGCACGAGCACGAGCACGACAAACAGUCGUGUUGAGUUUGAUAAGGAGUUUCACUCGUCAACUAAUGCAGAUUUCUCUCUUACAAACGAGAGAAAUCGAGUAAAAGUCGCGAUGGCGCAUCUUUAGAACAUACAAGCGUGUUAACAACCGUUUCUUUCUCUAACACGCAUGAGCUGGAGUUGUCGCAUGGAGAGCGCGCAGCAGAACUUUGUAUUGGUUUGUAUUUGAACUCCAGUGAUCGUCCACGCCACAGAAGCUCGACAGGAUUCCAGGUCCGUCUGGUGAACAGGACGCCGCGGAUCAGACAGUAUGGAUAGUAAACCUCUCCUCCAGGACAGACCUCCAGCGUACAACGCAGUCCCGGGCGCGUAUGACUACGGCUCGAUCCCCGCGGCCGCUCCACCCGCGGCGGGCUUCCAACCUCCAGCACCGCCGCCGUAUCAAGGUUAUCCAGCGGCCUCGUCCGGUUAUCCAGCGGCCACAUCCGGUUAUCCUACGGCCCAGCCAGCCUACAGCAGCACCUACACCAUUGUCCAGCCCUCUGUGGUGGUGGUUGGAGGAUGUCCGGCCUGCAGGGUUGGCGUGCUGGAGGAUGAUUUCACUUGUCUGGGAAUCAUGUGUGCCAUAUUCUUCUUUCCUCUGGGAAUUCUCUUCUGCCUGGCCCUGCGUCAGAGGAGAUGUCCAAACUGUGGAGCCACAUUCGGCUAGAGGGACCAAACCCUGUCACUGUCUUUUUAAUUUGUUUUGUAAUCACCGCACAUACUAUAGUAAUUGAGAGAUCACAAUAGUAAACAGCCAUAAACUUUUUUGCUUUCUUCAAGAAGGUGGUGCAUAUGACGAACUGUCCAUGUUUUUAGUUUUCACAUGCCUUGCAAGCACUAUUUGCUGAUUUUUUUUUUUGUUUCCCCCCUGCUUUAUGUAAAAUCUUAAAGCCAGUCCUCCAGUCAUCUAAUCACUAGUGCCUUUACGAUGGCAGAGAGAAACCAUAAACUGAAUGAGCCUGGACUCACUGGGGGUAAUUCGCAGGCAGACAAGCGCUGACUCCGAGUAACAUUGUGUCUAUUGCAUAUGAGAAACUUUGAGGCAGACGAUUUCCUUCCUUGAUUUUGAAUUCCAUCAAAGAAUGUUUAAUAACAUUUAAAUGGAGAUUUUAGUUGUAUUGGGAUAGAAAUUUGCAUGACCACUUACAACCCCCCCCCCCCCCUUUCUCUGUAUGUAGACUACAACAGUUUCUAGCCAUCUGUCAAUCACGUCUUAGUUCUGACAAGAUCAAAACACUUGUACCACAUUUGUCUUACAAGCUUAGUCUUUUUCUUGUGUGUUAUUUCAAUACACGCUGAGUUUCUGAAUUUGUUUUUAGACAUUUUCUUUAAAUGACAUGUUAUUUCGGGGCCAUGUUUUCCUUUUAUUGCACUGAUGAUCGAUUUUUUUAUCUGCUGGGCUCUUCUGAAAUCAUCUUUGAGUGGGUAAAUGUGCAUUUAUGUUUCACUCAAGGUCCUCAGCUAUCUCCGAGUUAAAAUGAAUCCUGCAAUAAUCAAGGGAAGUUGGCACCUAGAAAAUGCCACCAAUGGAGUUACUCUUUGACAAUGGAAUUGACAAUCAGUCUUGGGUGUGUCCAGCGUGAUUUGAGUCAUACUGUCUUUGCCACAUUCAUUUUAUAAUGGAAAUGUUUUAGGUGUGCUAUACAAUACUACGCACACUAUUAUGAUCGUUUAUAACUUUUUUAAAGAGAUUGUAAAUAAAUUCUACAAGUGUUA
This is a messenger RNA of Myxocyprinus asiaticus (Chinese sucker), 1781 nucleotides long. RefSeq names its product brain protein I3-like. The transcript has 3 exons. The coding region runs from base 334 to 732 and encodes 132 amino acids. Lineage: Eukaryota; Metazoa; Chordata; Actinopteri; Cypriniformes; Catostomidae. The record is from RefSeq and is a predicted model, not a curated record.